Molecule: messenger RNA, 1050 nt
Organism: Paramecium tetraurelia
Lineage: Eukaryota; Ciliophora; Oligohymenophorea; Peniculida; Parameciidae
Exons: 3
Source: RefSeq, a predicted model, not a curated record
AUGAGUGAUUUAAUCCCUGAAACUGAAUAUAGGAUUCCAAAAAUAAACUCAUACCUUCUCGAAAUCAGAGAACCAAACAAAAAUGUUUUAUUAAAUAGAACCAUCUAAUCCAAAUCAUAACAUAAAAAGCAACAACUUAAUGCAACAUCAUCUAAUCACUCUCUUCCAUACACUGGCACUGCUUUAUAGUCUUCUAUUGGAUAAGGUAAUCAAUCAAAGGAUAAUGUAUCAAUCUAACGGACUAGUUAAUUGAAUAAAAUAACUGAAUAAAAAGAUAUUUAGAACGAUAUGAUCAACAUUAAUUAGUUUAUUCAUUAAAAAAAGAAAGAACAAUUAGUUCAAAAUUAAUAUUUUCUCAAAGAAAUCAAACAUUGCAAAAUGAAGGCAAACAUUAAGAAUAAAUUAGAAAAUGAAAGAAAAUCUACUACUUCAUCAUAGGAUAAGUACGAGAAGUGCUGGGAUGAAACUUUAAAGGAAAUGAAUGAAGAUCCUAAAACUUGUGAUGUGAUUGGCGAUUCAUCUAGCAGAAAUAAUGAAGAAUAAUUUAAAAGGAUUAAGAAACCAAAACGUUUAAAGAGUCAAAUAUUUUCUAAAAUUAGAGAAGCAGAGGAUCAGUAUUUUAAGGCUCAGUCUAAAUCUAUUAUCAAAUUGAUGAAAUAGAGAUCUUUGCAGAUUGUAGAUGAAGUUACUGCUCAAAUAGAAUAAGAAUAACUAUUAAAAAAAGAAUAAUAAUAUUAAAGAUCCAAAGAAAGAGAAGAGGGAAAAUAAGAAAUUAUCAAAUCCUUGAGUGGCAAAGAAUAAGGCAAGUUACUUAAAUUACUCUAAAAUAAGUAACCCAAUCUUCAAAUCCAACCAUCUAAAUAAAUCAAUGAUGUUUCCAAUUCAUUUUCUAAAUACAACAAGCACAGAUCUAAAAGCUUUAAUUCUGCUCUUCCCAUUUUAUAAGAUAAAGGAUAACUUUAAGUUCAAAAUUAGAUAUAAAAUCGGAAACCCUUAUUAUUUAAUAAAUAAAAUCUAAUUGAAAAUUAGGAUUUUUCUAGACUACUUUGA